Populus trichocarpa (black cottonwood) is the source of this 1306-nucleotide messenger RNA. Its product is annotated as BAG family molecular chaperone regulator 3. The coding region runs from base 363 to 1148 and encodes 261 amino acids. The transcript has 4 exons. Lineage: Eukaryota; Viridiplantae; Streptophyta; Magnoliopsida; Malpighiales; Salicaceae. Gene Ontology annotation, biological process: protein stabilization. The record is from RefSeq and is a predicted model, not a curated record. Gene Ontology annotation, cellular component: cytoplasm. Gene Ontology annotation, molecular function: adenyl-nucleotide exchange factor activity; protein-folding chaperone binding.
CAAAAAUGGAUGAGAGAAACUAGUUGAGAGACUUCUAAAACAUCUGGGAUCUAAUUGAUAGAUGCUUUUGCUUUAGAACUCAAUUAAGAAUUGAAUAAUAUAUUAGGGUUUAAUUUGAGGUUUUCCUCGAGGAAAGAAAAAUCCAAAAAAAAAAAACGCUUUUAAAAACCCCACACUGCCACCGCCACAGCCCCCCGACCCCGGCAUUCCACCCUGUAUAAAUUGAAGGUGUCGGUAAAUAAAAACCAGCAGUACUGCCCCAUUUCUUCCAUCUCUUUAAAGACGAAGGAGACGGGUCCUUUCAUGCUUUCUCGGUAAAAGCUUGAAAGAUAUGAGGUGAGAUCACGCAGGAUGAUAUAUAUAUGGUGAAGGCAAGAUCGCAUCUGUGUGCUAAAAUGAGCUCGAGCUCGACGACGACUGCAAUGUCAACGUCGUGUAGAGAUCAUGAGGAUGAGAUUGAGUGGGAGAUGAGACCAGGAGGCAUGCUGGUGCAGAAAAGAAAUGACAAGGAUGAUGGUGUUCCUCCUCUUUUAAAUGUUCGCCUUCGAAUUCUACAUGGUGUUCUUCGGUACGAGAUCUCCGUCAACUCUCAGGCGACGUUCGGAGAGGUAAAGAAGGUUCUGAUGGGUAAGACAGGGUUACAAAUAGGUGAUCAGAAGAUAAUUUACAAAGAAAAAGAGAGGCUAAAUGGCGAGUACUUAGAUAGAUGUGGUGUCAAAAAUCGAUCAAAACUCAUAUUGAUGGAGGAUCCAUCAAGUAUUGAGAGAAGAUACAUUGAGAUGUGUAAAAAUGCUCGUAUCCAAACUGCAUAUCGGGCCAUUUCUGACGUGUCUAUGGAGGUUGAUAAACUUACAGAGCAGGUUUCUGCGAUUGAAAAAUCUAUAUUAAAUGGAGUUAAGGUACCAGAAAUUCAAAUCACGACAUUAAUUGAGAUGCUAAUGAGACAAGCGAUUAAGCUUGAUAACAUUUCUGCAGAAGGAGAUGUUUAUGCUCAAAAACAUUUACAGGGUAAGAGGGUGCAGCGGUGUGUUGAAACACUAGAUGUGCUGAAGAUAUCAAAUCCACUGAUAAAACCUGUUGUUGUCGCAGCCAAAUGGGAGACAUUUGAUCCUCCUCCCACCACGUCCCGAUGGGAAUUUUUUAAUUGAUUUUUUCAUGACUGAUCUUGUUUUGCUUGUAUUGUAUCUAUCGUGCACUUGACUGGCCCAAUAUUGUAUGGUCAUUGUCAUUCUUAUAUUUACAAGUAUUGAAACACUGUAAUUACAUGGCUAUUUUAUUUAAAUAAAAGAUUUAAACUUCAGUUUAA